Molecule: messenger RNA, 1178 nt
Organism: Musa acuminata AAA Group (dessert banana)
Lineage: Eukaryota; Viridiplantae; Streptophyta; Magnoliopsida; Zingiberales; Musaceae
Product: probable xyloglucan endotransglucosylase/hydrolase protein 32
Exons: 4
Coding region: 58-927 (289 amino acids)
Biological process (GO): xyloglucan metabolic process; cell wall biogenesis
Cellular component (GO): apoplast; cell wall
Molecular function (GO): hydrolase activity, hydrolyzing O-glycosyl compounds; xyloglucan:xyloglucosyl transferase activity
Source: RefSeq, a predicted model, not a curated record
UCUUCCACGCAUCUCUCCACUACUAUCUAUCUAGUAUCCAUCUUCUUCACCCUGCUGAUGGAUCUUCUCCUUCUCUGCCUUCUCCUUAUGUUCGGUUCUGUAGCUGCUCAGCCCUCUCCGGGAUACUACCCCGGUUCUUUAUUCAGGCCUUUAAGAUUCUACCAAGGCUACAGUAAUCUUUGGGGUCCUCAGCACCAAUCAGUCUCCCAAGACCAAUACUCCCUAACGAUAUGGCUUGACAGCAGCUCAGGUAGCGGAUUCAAGUCGACUCGCCCAUACCGAAACGGCUACUUCGCUGCUUCGAUCAAGCUUCAGAGUGGCUAUACUGCAGGAGUGAAUACGGCCUUCUAUCUGUCGAAUAACCAGGCUCAUCCGGGGAACCACGACGAGGUCGACAUCGAGUUCCUCGGCACCACCUUUGGGAAGCCCUACACUCUCCAGACCAACGUGUACGUUCGGGGCAGCGGCGACGGCAGGCUCAUCGGCCGGGAGAUGAGGUUCCACCUCUGGUUCGAUCCCACCGCCGACUUCCACCGAUAUGCAAUGCUCUGGAACCCCGAUGAGAUCAUAUUCUUCGUGGACGAUGUGCCGAUAAGAAGGUACGAGAAGAAGACGGAGGCGACGUUCCCCGAUCGGCCGAUGUGGAUGUACGGCUCCAUCUGGGAUGCGUCGUCAUGGGCGACCGAGAACGGCAAGUACAAGGUGGACUACCAGUACCAGCCGUUCGUGGCGAGGUACACCGACUUCAAGAUCGGGGGGUGCUCGGCGUUCGCGCCAUCCGGUUGCCGGCCGGUGCGGGCCUCGCCGUCUGGCGGCGGCCUCAGCCCGCAGCAGCGCGCGGCCAUGGAGUGGGUUCAGAGGAACCACCUGGUCUACGACUACUGCCAGGACUACAGCAGGGACCAUUCUCUCACUCCCGAGUGCUGACCAGCUCGUUGGAGAUGGUCUUGGUCGUCGUCGUCGUCCUCCCUUCGCGCUGUUUCCAUGCUUUUUAAGUGUUUCUUCCUCCAUGGAAGGGGCGCCCUGCUACUGUGUGUCAGUUGCGGAGGCGUUGUGUGGCUGUACUGUGCGAUACAAUUGCUUUGGGUUGCUUAGACACGAAGAAAGCAACAUAAAACAUAUAACAAAAGAAGCAUAUGAAAAUUCCAGUCUUACAUGCUAUGUAAGACUGUUUGGUA